Molecule: messenger RNA, 698 nt
Organism: Pelmatolapia mariae (spotted tilapia)
Lineage: Eukaryota; Metazoa; Chordata; Actinopteri; Cichliformes; Cichlidae
Product: dual specificity phosphatase 29-like
Exons: 4
Coding region: 1-687 (228 amino acids)
Biological process (GO): protein dephosphorylation; negative regulation of MAPK cascade
Cellular component (GO): cytoplasm
Molecular function (GO): MAP kinase phosphatase activity; protein tyrosine/serine/threonine phosphatase activity
Source: RefSeq, a predicted model, not a curated record
AUGGCUUCUCGCGAGUCGAAGACUGGCACAAAGAUAAAUGUUACUCAGGCAGCUGAGGAAUCCAGUCCAGUGGAUGAUUAUUCCACACCUGGGGGCUAUGAGUUGGAGAAAAUCCUCAACCGAGGGAGUGUGGCUUACACUCAUGUCAACGACGUUUGGCCUAAUGUCUUUAUUGGGGAUGAGGACACUGCAAAGGACAAGUACACACUGAAGAAGCUGGGAAUUACGCAUAUCCUGAAUGCAGCAGAGGGGACGUGGAACAAUGUGGACACUGGAGCUGGCUACUACAGUGACAUGGACAUUGUAUACUAUGGUGUAGUAGCAGAAGACGUCGCAACCUUUGACCUCAGCCAGUAUUUUUUCUCUGCUGCCCAGUUUAUUGAGAAGACACUGAGCAAUCCUCAGAAUAAACUGCUGGUGCACUGCGUAAUGGGAAGGAGUCGGUCCGCCACACUUUUCCUCGCCUAUCUCAUGAUCUGUGAGAACAUGACGGUGGUCGAUGCCAUAGAGCACGUAAAAAAACGCAGGCGUAUCAUCCCUAACUGGGGCUUUUUGAAGCAGCUGCGAGAGCUGGACCAGCACCUCUUGGAGAAAAGGGGGGACAACUCUGUACAGGUAGAAAGAUUACAAAAGAGCAAUAUAAACAAAAACACAAGUACAAGUUGCGUUUUACAUGCAAUCCAUUAGCUUAGUUUGGU